Molecule: messenger RNA, 3125 nt
Organism: Eimeria acervulina
Lineage: Eukaryota; Apicomplexa; Conoidasida; Eucoccidiorida; Eimeriidae
Exons: 10
Source: RefSeq, a predicted model, not a curated record
UCCGGCGGCAAAGGAACCAGCUGCUGCUGCAGCGUGUAGCAGCAGCAGCAGCAGGAGAGGAGCUGCUGCUGCCUUCCUUUAACGAGGAGACAGUUGCUGCUGCUCUAAACCAGCUGGAGACAGAUGAUGCAGCAGCAGCAGCAGAGGCAGCAGCAGAAGAAGAAGCAAAUAAGCUGCAGCAGCAGCCACCACCUACCCGCCACAAGCUGCUGCACCUUAGCGGCCACCGCUGCUGCAAACGCUGCUGCAUGCGCUGCACGUUGCAGCGCAGCAGCAGCAGCAGCAGCAGCAGCAGCAGCAACGAUGUUGACAGGCCGUUGGGUAUGGUUUGCUGCUGCUGCUACUCCUUCACCCCAGUCCCUGGGGAGCGAGAUGUCCUAAGCAGCAGCAGCAGCAACAGCAGCAGCAGCAGCAGCAGCAACAGCAGCAGCAAGCGGUGGCAGCAGAGCAGCGAGCACAGCUUCGGGAAGGUUACUUCGGCUCCGCACUAUACCAGUGGAGACGACGGCAGCAGCAGCAGCAGCAGCAGCACCAGCAGCAGCAGCAGUGCGAGAGGGAGUAGUAGCAAGCCCCUCGGAAAGUCCUUGUCCAGACAGCAGCAGCAGCAGCAGCAGCAGCAACAACAACAGCAGCAGCAGCAGAAGCAGCGCCUGGCGCGGGGCCCAAACAGUGCUUUAAGCAGCAGCAGCAGCAGCAAACCUGCUGCUGCUGCUGCUGCUGGGUUCUUUGGGGGAGACAAGCGGCCCAAACCUUGGGCACCACGCCAGCAGCUGCAGCAGCAGCUGCAGCAGCAGCAACAGCAACAACAACAGCGGCCGCAGUCGUUGCUACAGCGACAGCCAGGGGCCCCUGGAGCAGCAACCCCCCAUGCUACCAGCAGCAGCAGCAGCAGCAGCAGCAGCAGCAGCAAGUUGCAGCUGAGCUCCUCCUUACCAGGCCUUGCUAAUCGGAGCAUCAGACAGCCGCUUCAAAACCCUCGCGGGAAGUUUCAGCAAAUGCUCGCUGCGGUGUUUAAUGCUGACCCCAAUACCUCAGCGGAAGGCCUUAGCUUAAAGACUGAAGCCCAGGCAAAGGAGCUGGUUGGUUUGCUGCCUCAAGCUCCCGAAGCGUUGCAGCUGCAGUGCAUCAGCUUGCUGCAGCGGGGCAGCCCUGCUGCUGUGAAGGCAUUCACUUCGUCUGGUGGUUUAGGGGUUUUAACAAAGUGGUUAGGGGCUCUGGGCGCAUCUCGCAGUCUCUCUGCUGCUGCUGCUGCUGCUGCUGCUGACAGCAGCAGCAGCAGCACCGCCACCACGCAGCGCAGCACACGCCUGCGGCAGCUGCUUCUCUUUUUAAAGGGUUUGCCGCCGCCUACAGAAGAGACAGGAGCAUCACAGCUGCUGUCGCUAAUUGCUGCUGUUGCUGCUGGACGAGAGAAGGCCCCUGUGUGGUUUGGCGGAGUGUCUGCUUUUAUUAAAAACCUCGCAGCACAAAUACUGAAACUCUGGCAAAAGGAAAAGCAGCAGAGUUCAGAGGGAGGGGCUGCUGCUGGCGCAGCAGCAGCACCACAGCCGAAGGUAGCAGCAUCAGGAGCAGCAGCAGCAACCGCAGAUUCUUUGUUAGAUGGUUUGCUGCUAGCAGGGUCUGAGGCCGAGCAGCGUCGGCAACGCCAGCAGCAGCAGCAGCAGCAGAAGCAGGAGGAGCCGCGCAGCGACGAAGUCUCCAGUGCAGCAGCAGCAGCAGCAGCAGCAGCAUCAACAGCAGCAGCAAAGCCACCAUUGGGGGCAGCAGCCUCUGCGGCGUGUGCUGCGCCAACAGCAUCGUCACCCAGCAGCAGCAGCAGCAGCAGCAGCAGCAGCAGCAGCGAGGAGUCUCAAGCUUUAAACAGCAGCCUAGAUUCAUUGCUGCAGCUGGGGAAGGCAAUAGAGAUGACAAGAGAGCAGCAAGUGGCGCAGCUAGCAGGAGAUUACUCUCCAACAGCAGAAGCAGAGCCUGCUGCUGAACCUCCUGCAACAGCAGCAGCAGCAGCUGCUGCUGCUGCUGCGGCGGCGGCGGCAGCAGGUCCUGCUGCUGCUGCUGCAGGAGGAAGCUCAGCACCGCAAGGCGAUCCCAACGAUCCCCAACAAGGACCAGCGCCCCACAAGACGGACAAGCAGCUGCGCUUUGCAGCAGAUUCGGGCCUCGUCUGUGGCGUGCUGUACGACUCUCUAGACCCUCCCAGCACCAUACGAGAGGCGCAGCAGUGCGGCAGUGACGGUCUCCGUGCAGCAGCAACAGCAGCAGCAGCAGCAGCAACAGCAGCAGGAGACAGAGGAGACAGCUUCGCUCUGCGCCGGAAGCGGCAUGAAGCCAACGAAACCCCAAGGGCCCGAGCGCUUUGGUGGGAGCCGCAGCCAACUGGGCCCUUCGUACCCCCGACCCGUAUUGCGUCUUCAUUGCUGAAGCUGCAACAUGUGCUGCAGCUCCCAGCAGCAGCAGCAGCAGCAACAGCUCCUGAGAGGUUUCCGGCACCGUCGAGUGUCUUUGCUUCGGUGCCUCCUUUUACUGCUGCAGAUAUGCGGGUGAUACACCCCUUAGCAGAACCCCCUUCUGCUGCUGCUGCUGCUGCUGCUGCUGCUGGUGCGGGCUCCCCCAAAGAUGCAAGGGGAGACGCUCCUUUACAGACAGCAGCAGCGUGCAGCAACGCAGCAGCAGCAACAGCAGCACCCGCUGGUGCCCGAGUUGAACUCUAUCAAAGCCAGCAGCAGCCGGUGCUGCUCCCCGUGCUGCAGCAGCCGCAGCAACAGAUGGGACAUCCUAUGCUGCAGCAGCAGCAGCAAGUGCAGCCACCGCCACCGCACCCGCAGCAGAUGCCGCAGCCGAUGCUGCUGCAGCAGCCACCCCCUCUCUUUCUGCAUGGGUUUGCUCCUCCUCCUCUUCCUGGUUUGCUGCUGCCCCCUGCUCCUCUGCCGCUGCAGCAGCAGCACAGGCCCAUGCAGCAGCAGCAGCAGCACCGCCAGCUGCUGCAGCAGCACCACCCCAGGAGACCUCCCGAAUACCGCGGCAAACACCACCGCAUGCAACAACAACAGCAGCAGCAGCAGCAGCAGCAGCACGGGAGGAUGGUUGGGCAGCAAAACCCUGACCCCCCCGCACCGUGGCGCGCAUAG